Huiozyma naganishii CBS 8797 is the source of this 1494-nucleotide messenger RNA. RefSeq names its product mRNA splicing protein MSL5 (gene MSL5). The record is from RefSeq and is a predicted model, not a curated record. Lineage: Eukaryota; Fungi; Ascomycota; Saccharomycetes; Saccharomycetales; Saccharomycetaceae. The transcript has a single exon. Gene Ontology annotation, cellular component: nucleus. The coding region runs from base 1 to 1494 and encodes 497 amino acids. Gene Ontology annotation, biological process: regulation of mRNA splicing, via spliceosome. Gene Ontology annotation, molecular function: zinc ion binding; mRNA binding.
AUGUCUCAUGAAGUUCAAAGAGGGAGGUAUCAAAGAAAUGUCAAACCAAAGUAUGCGACUGACCAUAUGAACCGCAAAGUUGAAAAACUUCCGACGAAAAUCACUGGAACUUUAACUUUAGAGCAGCUGACCGCAUACCAAGCGAUGUUCCGUGCAAAUGAAAUCGCAGAGAUAUUACGGCAAAAGAGUAUAUCUCUUCCCGAAUCAAAAAACAGAUCUCCAUCGCCGACUCCAAUCUACGAUGCGGACGGUAAGAGAGUUAAUACUCGAGAGCAGCUUUACAAAGAUAAGUUAGCAAUCGAAAGUUAUAGACUUGUUGAGGUUGCUUUGAAAAUGAUUCCUUUUUAUAGGCCACCAGAAGGAUACAGUAAGCCUACAUCAUUCCAGGAUAAAUAUUAUAUUCCUGUCGAGCAAUACCCGGAAGUUAACUUUGUUGGGCUGCUUCUUGGCCCCCGUGGGAACACACUCAAACAACUACAAAAACAGUCUAACUGUAAGAUUGCCAUUAGAGGUCGUGGCUCUGUUAAAGAGGGUAAAGGUUCUGGCGAUUUGCCUGACGGUGCUAUGAAUAUGGAGGAUCCACUUCACUGUCUUAUUAUUGGAGAUUCCGAAGAUAAGGUUUUCAACGGUGUAAAAGCUUGUCAAGCUGUGGUGAUCAAGGCUGUCACAUCUCCCGAGGGUCAGAAUGACUUGAAAAGAAAUCAGCUAAGAGAUCUAGCUGAGUUGAACGGUACGUUAAGAGAAGAUGAUAGGCCUUGUCCUAUCUGUGGGUUGCAUGGACACAAAAGAUACGACUGCCCUGAAAGAGAAUCCUAUGCUCAAAAAAUAAUAUGCCAUACAUGUGGCCAACCGGGUCAUGUUACAAGGGAUUGUAACAUGGUCAGACCGCAGAGUUCUGUAAUUCACAACCCUAACCCUAACUACCACCAACCUGGCAUUGCUGCUAACUAUACCAGACAAAAUUACGAACCACACGGGUACCAGAUGCGAUACCAGCAUAACAAUAGUCGGUUCGGUCCCUCAAGAUACGACCACAAGGGGUCUGCUACGAAUGACCUUCAAUAUACCGAUAACAGACGGAGUUACCAAUCCAGAUACAAGAGAACUCCCGCAGAAACAUAUGCGAUUAGCUACGGCGAUACCCCUACAUCAGCACCAAAUAAUGGCCAGAUGGCCAGAGAGGGAGUCACAGGAACGGCCGGUUCUGCAUCACAUGUACCGCCCUUUCCUGAUAUUCCAGUCGCUUCAAUACAGCCGAAUGAUACAGAAAAUUCACUGCCCCCACCCCCACUUCCGCCUGUUGGUUUAUCAGGACCACCUGGUUUAGAUAACACGUUCAGUUUAGAUAAUAAUGCAGCUUUGGGGUAUGAAAAUUCAAACCUAUUGCCACCUGGUCUCACAAACGAAGACAACUCUGAUGCACAUAAAUCCCAAUCCGGAAACGGUUCAACCCCAUCACUACCCCCAGGACUAGAAGGUCCACCUGGAUUAUAA